This is a messenger RNA of Penicillium malachiteum, 1020 nucleotides long. Its product is annotated as Short-chain dehydrogenase. Bases 1 to 1020 code for a protein of 339 amino acids. Lineage: Eukaryota; Fungi; Ascomycota; Eurotiomycetes; Eurotiales; Aspergillaceae. The transcript has 4 exons. The record is from RefSeq and is a predicted model, not a curated record.
AUGGCUACAUCUCAUCCUGAGUUCGAUAAGCACACGACGGGAACAGAUGUUGCCGAGGCUUUUGCUAGCCAGAUUUCAGGGAAAAAUGUGAUUAUCACUGGCGUUGGUCCCAAUAACCUAGGCGAAGCACUUGCGCUGGCAAUUGGCAGCCAACAGCCAGCCAAGUUGUUUCUUGCAUCACGAACCGAGUCCAAAGUUCAACAAGUCGCAGAUGAAGUUGGAAAACUGUAUCCUGAAGUUUCAAUCGUAGCAGUUGCGCUUAAUCUUGCCUCUCAGAAAUCUAUACAUGCUGCCGCUGUUCAUAUUCAAGGCUUGACUGACCGCAUUGACAUUCUGAUCAACAAUGCUGGAGUGAUGCUUUUGAACCCAGAGAAAACGGAAGAAGGCAUUGAGAUGCAGUUUGGCACCAAUCAUAUUGGGCCAUUCCUGUUCACCAAUCUGCUUAUGCCGCAAUUGAAACAUGCAGCCAAGUUAUCUGAACCUGGAUCAACUCGCAUAGUUAAUGUCACGAGUGCGGGUUAUCAAAUAUCGCCUAUUCGGUUCCACGACUAUAACAUCGAGGGCAAGGAGGUCUCUCUAGAUGAAAGACCGCCUGAUCGAGUUCCUGCCAUGUUUAAUAUGACCGCGCCCGGAUAUAAUGGCUGGAUAGGAUAUGGGCAAUCUAAAACAGCCAACAUCUUGUUUGCGUUGUACUUGACUCAUAAUCUUGCAAAAGAUGGGAUCGUUUCAUACGGUGUUCACCCUGGUUCGAUCGAGACUGGCCUGAGCCGAAGUCUCGAUGAUGAUGGCUAUGCGAUCAUAUCAAAGACCAAUGAUUUCUGGAAGACAGCCGAUCAAGGUGCUGCGGGUAUGCUUGUGGCUGCAUUCGAUCCCAAUCUCAACUCCGUCUCUGAACCAUCUGCUGUUUAUCUCAGCGAUUGCCAAUUUGAUGAACUACAACCACAUGCUACGAGUCUUGAUGUAGCCGAGAGACUAUUCCGCUUGAGUGAGGAGCUGGUGGGGAUGCAGUUUCCACUCUGA